Molecule: messenger RNA, 982 nt
Organism: Cryptomeria japonica (Japanese cedar)
Lineage: Eukaryota; Viridiplantae; Streptophyta; Pinopsida; Cupressales; Cupressaceae
Product: peptidyl-prolyl cis-trans isomerase
Exons: 2
Coding region: 199-714 (171 amino acids)
Biological process (GO): protein peptidyl-prolyl isomerization; protein folding
Molecular function (GO): peptidyl-prolyl cis-trans isomerase activity
Source: RefSeq, a predicted model, not a curated record
CUUCAUGGUGCUACAAACAAAGGCCAGGAGUGAUCCAUACGGCUAAAAGCAAGGGUGGUUUUGUGUUGAAAUUUGUUUCUUGUAAGCGGUUUUCAGGAAGUUGUUUUGUUCGAAAAGCGGUUUGUCUCAUAGUUCCGCGGAGGCUUUCAACGUUUCUGACAAUUGCAGUAAGGUGUUUCUGUUAAGGCUUUCGUGAACAUGGCAAAUCCGAGGGUGUUCUUCGACAUUCAGAUCGGUAACAGUCAAGCUGGUCGGAUUGUGAUGGAAUUGUACGCGGACAGUACCCCUAAAACGGCUGAGAAUUUCCGAGCCCUGUGUACGGGCGAGAAAGGCAGUGGCCGGUCCGGAAAGCCUCUGCACUUCAAGGGCUCUAAGUUCCACCGAGUGAUUCCAGGGUUUAUGUGCCAGGGCGGCGAUUUUACCCGCGGCGAUGGCACGGGUGGGGAAUCUAUCUAUGGCAGCAAAUUCGCCGAUGAGAACUUCUCCAAGAAGCACACGGGCCCUGGAAUCUUGUCCAUGGCGAAUGCUGGGCCUAAUACCAAUGGCUCUCAGUUUUUUCUCUGCACUGCACAGACUUCCUGGUUGGAUGGCAAACAUGUUGUGUUUGGUCAAGUUGUGGAUGGAAUGGAUGUUGUGCGCGAGAUUGAGAAGGUGGGAUCAAGCGGCGGCAACACCUCUAAACCUGUGCUCAUUGCUGACUGUGGUCAGCUUUGAAAGUUUAAAGAAUUUCUGGCAAUUACCAUUAGGAUUUCAUAGGGUUCAUGUAACCCUUCUGGCUUGUUUUAGCAGUAGUAAUCUUUUAAAAUAAUCUGUAGGACGGAGGCUAGUUUGUUUAGAUUUGCAUACAAAAACUCUAUUUAGAUGAUAAGGAUUUUGUUUGCGAUCUGAUUAGUCAAGUUGUCAAUUUAGCGAGGUUAUAGAUUAGAAAACCUUUUAUCACGAAGUACCUACUAAUAUGGUAAAAAAAAAUUUGUCUGCUUUA